AUGAAUUCUAACGAACAAGAUAAAAUAAAACAAUUUGAUAGUUUAUCAAGUCAAUCUUUAUUAAAAAAGAUUUUAGAAGAUAGAUCAUAUACUUUAUAUAAUGAUAAUAAACAUGUUUAUUGUCAUAGUUGUCAAAAAUCAAUAACUUUACACUACUUUAAUGAUGGAACUAGAUUAAAAGAACAUAUUAUUACUUCAAUGCAUCUUGAAAAUUCUCCAAAAACUGAAUCAAAAAAAAUGCAUACUACCUUUUUAACAAUAUUUUUUAGUAAUAACAAUAAUAACACACUAACUGUUAUUGAUUUAACUAAACCAAAUGAAGAGCUCAAUAACUUAGUUACAGUUACAGUUAAUGAUAAUCAACUAACAUCGUCUACAAAUCAAGUGUCUAAAAUUAAACAGCAUAAUUCUUCAAAGCAUAUUAUGCAACUUUUAUUAGAAUGUGCUGAAGGCUAUUUUAAGAGUGCAAAAUGUCUUGGAAAUUGUUCAAAUAAAUGGUGUUACAAAUAUAGUCUUUUAUCAAAAAAUGAAGUAUUCAAUAAAAGAAAUCGUGAAUAUCAGGAAUUACUUGCUCAAAUUGAUUGUGCUAUGAUCUUAAAUAUAAAGAGAGAAUUAACUGAUUCAAUUUGUUGUAAAUAUAGUCAAUCUAAUCAUUCUUUUAAAGAACUAGAUACACUUAUAAAAAAUCAAGAAAAACGUUCUAAAAAAUAUUGUUCUAAUAAUCUUGACAAUUUAUUUAAAUAUUACAAAAAAGAGAUCAUUAAUUCAAAAUAUCAGCAGCUAGUUAAAAAAUAUCUAGCAUUAGGAGGACUUUUAGAAGCAGUAGAGGAACAUGAAAUUGAAGAUUAG
Molecule: messenger RNA, 849 nt
Organism: Scutellospora calospora
Lineage: Eukaryota; Fungi; Glomeromycota; Glomeromycetes; Diversisporales; Gigasporaceae
Source: the annotation of a GenBank genome assembly